CCCCGCCAAAAAUGAAAUAAGAAAACAUCCGAAAAUGAGUGUUGUUUCAAUAUAUGAAUCGGAAGUUUCUUGCUUGUCGUCAAUCCGCGAUCUGCAAAAGAGAUGCAUCCAUCAAAAGAUUCAGUUGUCAUCUGAAACUAACAAAUUUCUUCUGUAUUCUACACUUGUCAAAUUGGGUCCAUCACUUGCUCAGAAAGCUGUCAGUAAAUUGGUAGCUGCAGGGACUAUAAAGUGGGAUGAGGAGAAUUUUGAGGUGGAAAAAAUCAUUGACCACUGUCAGGAUGAGGGUGUAGACUUCUACCUGAUAAAAUGGAAGGGCUGGAGCAACCAACACAACACUUGGGAACCCUCGACCAACUUGGAAUGCCCAAACCUCAUAGAGGAGUUCCAUGUGCGCAACAAGACAGGACAUGUAGAGUACUCCGGUCUGAGAGAAAAACGCAAGUUUGACGAGAUAAGGGAUGGGAAAAAUGAUGAUGAACGGGAAACAAAGCGGAGCAGAAUUGAUAAACUUUUCCAGAAGCUUAUAGCUAGUAACGAUACAAUUAGUCCUCUUACACUGAUCUCUCAAACUAGUCCGGAUAAGAUCACCAAGUCAUACAAUGGUGUAAUGAACUGUCAAGGUCUCAAAUUGCCAAAAUUUAACAAUACCAGUAAAGCACUGUUAAACCCAAAAACAAAGGCUUACAAACUCAAGAAAUUGGAGAUCCAGAAUGCGAUGAUAGAAUGGGAGAAACAUUUGAACAAAGUUAAUACUGAUCCUGCUUCUAUAAGUGUAGAAAACACUGUUGACUUGGAAGGACCUCCUGAGAGUUUUGAGUACAUCAAUGAUUACAAAGCUGGUCCAGGGAUUGUGAUCCCGGACGAUCCAAUGAUAGGCUGUGAAUGUGAGGAUUGUCUGAAUGAGAAAAAAGGAUGUUGUGCUGCUCAGUUUGGCGUGGAGUUUGCCUACUUCAAGUACAAGAGGCUGCGUAUCCACGCAGGACGACCCAUCUAUGAGUGCAACAAACGCUGCAAGUGUGGGCCAGAAUGUCCAAACCGUGUUGUACAGCAGGGUCGCAAACAUAAGGUUUGUGUGUUCCGCACGAGCAACGGUCGAGGCUGGGGGGUGAAAGCCUUACAGAAAAUCAAGGCCGGCACCUUCGUCAUGGAGUAUGUUGGGGAGGUGAUCAGUAACGAGGAGGCUGAGAUACGAGGAAAGACAUAUGACUCUGUUGGCCGCACAUACCUGUUUGAUCUAGACUUUAACGGUGACGAUUGUCCCUUCACUGUGGAUGCAGCUGUGUACGGAAAUGUGUCGCACUUCGUCAACCAUAGUUGUGACCCAAACCUGGAAGUGUACAGUGUAUGGAUUAACACUCUAGACCCUCGACUGCCCCGUAUUGCGCUCUUUUCACGCAGAACAAUCGAAAAGGGAGAAGAACUCACAUUUGACUACAUGUCCAGCAAGGCACACUCUCCAUUAGAGGAGAGUGGGUCCGAAGAGGCUCUGAAUAAAGUUGCGAAUGGCUCAGUGGAGAAGCCCAUGUCCCAUGUAAAUGGAGCACUUGAGGAGUUGGAGUUUGAAGCUACCAACACCAGCAAGUCAACCAAGUCAGUAGGUGGGGUGUGUGGAGAUAUGCCUUCCGUGGGUGAGGAAACAGAGUCAGGAACAGAAGGGUCGUCUGAGAGCCCUGGCAUUGGGGACACUCUGUCAUCGAAGGGCCCUGCUGCGGGAGACUGGACGUCGUCUGCGGACCCUGCUGUGGGAGACAUGGUGUCAGAAGCUGGCGAUGCCUCUAUUCCUGAUGAUGGCAAAACAGGCAGCAAGGAGUACCGCAUGGUCUGUCAGUGUGGGGCGAAGAACUGCAGAAAAUUUGUCUUCUAGAUUAUUUCUGGCUCAAGUUGGCCUCAAAUGGAUUAUUUAUAAGUCACAUCUAACCAUAGGAUACUGAGAUUAUGCAAUUCUCAUUAAAUAUUAUUAUUAUUCGACAUGUUUGGAUUAAAUAUAUUACACAAAGUAAUUUUGCAUGAACUUGCUUGGUUAAUGGACAAAUAAAAUUAUUUCAGCAUUAAUCAGUAAUUUUUUCUUGCAUUUAUUAUCGGCAUGUGCAUUUUUGAUUGGAAACAUAAGGUCUAAAUAUUAUUAUUUGACAUUAGGGCAACAGUCUCCAAAAUGUUAGGUACAAAUGUAGGGUAGGGACACAGUUGUCUUUUGUUGUUUUAAGUGCAGUCUUUUUUUAACGUUUGGGUGUAUGUGUAUAUCUGUAUUGAUACUUUUGUUUUUAAUUGUAAUAUACACAAAUGGUCAACUACAGCUAAAAAAUCAGAAAAGAUUAGGGUCAAGGGAUUUUGCCAGGUUGUGCCCUUGACACGGGUAAAAAAAUAUGCCAAAAGGUAGUUUGAAUAAUAUAAUUAUGAUGGUUAUCAAGCAGUUAUAGACAUUUUUACUGUUUAUUCAUAUCCCUUUUUUCAUGUGGAAAAUUGGAUUUGGGGCGGGAAAUGAAAGCUGUUUUUGCAUGGGACACAGCCUGAAAAUGGGACAUAAUUUUCAUGAAAAGGUGUCAGUUAAUAUAUUUGGUUCAGCUUUCUAUCAUUUAAGAUAUAACAUCCUUUGUUUUAUUGAUAUUUAUAAUUAUAAUCAAUGUUAUUUUGGGCUGUAUCUAUUCUCAUAGUCACUCAUGAAUAAUAAUGUAGCAUUAGAUUUAAAUAUAUGACAAUAAGGCAUUGUGAUAGAAUAAGAGACUUACAUUUUUCUGGUUAAUGUUCAAUAGCCGUUUGUAUACAGUUUAGGUCUGAAGUUUUCCAGUUUGCACACUUGAUUAAUAUUGACCAAUCAAUAUAGAUUUAAGCUCACUUGGACCAAACCAUGACAUUGGCCAGUGUUAAAAAAUUGGCUGUAGGUUUUGUUUCCCAGUAUUUUUGGAAAAUGACCUUCACACUUAUUUUUCUCACCAGCUUUGUAUCUUUUUAUACAUGUACUCAAAUACCCCUCAACAUUUAUCUGUGAGCUAUUGUAACUUCAACAACAACAUUAAAUUGCAGUUUUUCAAUCUGAACCAAUCAAACAGUGUUCCCUCUGGUAAAAAAAUCACCAUUGAAUGCUGUUGGUCCAGGGUUUGUCCUUGUUGGGAUCACAGAGGGGAAAGCCCCUGAAGUUACCAGGUUUUAAGCUGCCUAUCUGUACUAGUCAGUUAGUUGUUAAAGAGUAAGAGACAUAUAGACCAAAUUCUCACCUAAAACAAUGACAUAUUGAGUGAAGUGGAAUGCAAUUCCAAUUUCGGAGAGUAAGUAAAUGGAAAAAAAAAGCCUUCUGAUCAGAUAAACUAACAGGUAGUUUCAUUUGGAUAUUUUUUUAUACUUUUGGCAUUGAGGCCAUUACCAAAUAUCGGCUAUAAAAAUUGCCAAUGUAUUAACAAGAUGUUUUAUGGUCGUAGUUUACUAGAAUGAUACAAUGAUACACUACAGGGACAAGCUAGUACUCAAAAAGUUCAUAUAAUAACCCUAGAAAGUGAAGUACCCCAUAUGCAUUUAUCAAAGUAUGACUUAGCGUGAACAAGCCCGAAACAUUAUACAUACACUUAGUAUGAAGUUUGGAAUGUAUUUUAUGAUGUUUAAAUUUGUAUUUGUACAUUGUCUUGUAAAUUUUAAAUUUUAUUUAAAUCUUUGUGAAUAACUUUGCAACACUUGUGUAAUCAUGUUAAAUUGUGAAAGUAGUUAAGAAAUGAAAGUAAACACUGAUUAUGUACUGUAAAGUAUUGUUUUAAAUAUUUCUUUUAAACGUUUGGUAUAACUUGUUGACCAUUGAAGUACCUCCAGUACAAAAUGUGAUAUCAAAAUAAUGUAUAUACAUAAAUCUGUUCAGAACAUUAAACAAUGUUUGGGGGCAAUUUGACACAUUUAUCUUGUGAUGCUUCUAUAAUUUUAAUUUUUGUCAGGAAAUAUGUUUGUACAUGUACUGUGUUUAUGUCCAAAUCAUCUAGCAUUAAAAUAAUCACCUCCAUGAUUUAUUUGUAGUAUUUAUGAAAAAGGAUCUUGUCCAAUUUAUAUGAUGGAAUAUGUAAACUAAUAGAUCAAUUUUAAAAGGGUAAUCAAACAUUAAACCUAUUGUCUUCACGCUAAUAGAACAUUCAUUUUAUAUUAGUUAACAGAUUUUCCUUGUUGUGAAGUAUAUUGAUCUGGUGUAUGUAUAUUUCUAGAGAUGUAAUUGUAAGAGAUUGUAUAUUAAAUCGUUCAAUAAAGAUGUAGUAGGUUUUUGUUCAACCAUUGAAUUCAGAUAGAUAUGUUAAUAAUGCACGAUUAUUGAGCACAAUUUUACUACUCUAGUUUUACAAAUGUAUCAAUUGUACCUUAGGUGGAAUGUUGCCAUUAGUUUCUUUUAUCAAAUUUUAAUUACUUAAGUAAAGAAUAAAGUUUUA
Molecule: messenger RNA, 4397 nt
Organism: Mya arenaria
Lineage: Eukaryota; Metazoa; Mollusca; Bivalvia; Myida; Myidae
Product: histone-lysine N-methyltransferase SUV39H2-like
Exons: 6
Coding region: 35-1867 (610 amino acids)
Cellular component (GO): nucleus
Molecular function (GO): protein binding; zinc ion binding; histone H3K9 methyltransferase activity
Source: RefSeq, a predicted model, not a curated record